Messenger RNA from Eimeria necatrix, 681 nucleotides. RefSeq names its product IQ calmodulin-binding motif family protein, related. The record is from RefSeq and is a predicted model, not a curated record. Lineage: Eukaryota; Apicomplexa; Conoidasida; Eucoccidiorida; Eimeriidae. Gene Ontology annotation, cellular component: cytosol. The transcript is spliced from 5 exons. Bases 1 to 681 code for a protein of 226 amino acids.
AUGUGGGAACUUUCAAUAAAGACGUCAAAGACGGAAAGGGCGUCGAGACCUGGGCGGACGGCACUGUCUACGAAGGGCCCUUCAAGAAUGGAGAUAAGGAGGGAAAGGGCAAAAUUAGAUUCCCCGACGGCUCUACUUAUGAAGGCGACUUCAAGGCGGAUCUGUUUGACGUACGAGGGUUUGUGGCGCGAGGGUUUGAUGGAGGGUUUAGGGUUUUACAGCUGGCCUGCGGGGCAGUGCAGCAGCUACGAGGGUUUAUUCAAAAAGGGUUUGAAGGAAGGCCAAGGAGUUCUUUUGCUGCGGGACGGCCGCAAGUACGAAGGCCACUUCAGCAGCAACAAACUCCACGGCGAAGUCACUGAAGUCAUGCCCAGCGGAAAGUCCCGCAAAGGUAUUUGGAAAGAGGGAGUGUUUCAGCAGUGGGCGGAAGCUGGAGAAAAGGUUUUAUUAAAUGUUGCAGAAAAAGACACAGACAAAGAUGAAGAAUACGGAACUUCCAUCUUCUCCAACCCUGACGCCUACACCCAAGUCUACAAGACACAAGACAGAAAAAGAAUGAAAAUCAAAGGCGGAGUCCUCAGAGGCAAAAUCAAAGAAGACACAAGUGCCCAGAACUCGCGGACGCCUUCAGAGAACCUUCAAGACGAGCAGCAGCAGCAGCAGCAGCAGCAGCACGAGUAG